UCUCCACCUAUCACUCUUCUUCCUCUCUUUACAAAGACCUUUCCAACUUUGUUUUCACUUUAUCGAUUCUUCAAUACUUCGUUUGCUCCGUUCAGUCAACAAUGGCCUCUGUUUCGAGGAGGCUACUGAGGAGAGAGACGAUCCCCUGUAUCAGCAACACCAUGAGGAGACUCUUCUCCACCGGUGGAUCUACUUCUUUUGCUCAGAGACUCAGAGAUCUUCCCAAAGACUUCCCAUCCACUAACGCCAAGCGAGAUGCCUCUCUGCUCAUCGGACGAACACCUCUAGUGUUUCUCAACAAAGUCACUGAAGGAUGUGAAGCUUACAUUGCAGCCAAGCAAGAGCAUUUCCAGCCAACUUGUAGCAUCAAGGACAGACCAGCUAUAGCCAUGAUCGCAGAUGCUGAGAAGAAGAAACUGAUCAUCCCUGGAAAAACAACAUUGAUAGAGCCCACUUCAGGAAACAUGGGAAUAAGUUUGGCUUUCAUGGCGGCUCUUAAAGGGUACAAAAUUGUAAUGACAAUGCCUUCAUACACCAGCUUGGAGCGGAGAGUGACUAUGAGAUCCUUUGGUGCGGAGCUUGUUCUUACUGAUCCAACAAAAGGAAUGGGUGGAACCGUCAAGAAAGCUUAUGACCUCCUUGAGUCUACUCCUGAUGCUUUCAUGUGUCAACAGUUUGCUAAUCCAGCAAACACUCAGAUUCAUUAUGACACAACUGGUCCUGAAAUUUGGGAAGAUACACUUGGAAAUGUCGAUAUAUUUGUGAUGGGAAUUGGGAGUGGAGGCACAGUCUCUGGAGUUGGGCAAUACCUUAAAUCUAAAAACCCCAAUGUCAAGAUAUAUGGAGUGGAGCCUGCUGAAAGCAACAUACUCAAUGGUGGCAAACCAGGUCCACAUGCUAUCACAGGCAAUGGGGUUGGAUUUAAACCAGAUAUUCUGGAUAUGGAUGUCAUGGAGAGUGUUCUUGAGGUGAGUAGUGAGGAUGCUAUAAAGAUGGCAAGAGAAUUGGCAUUGAAAGAAGGUCUCAUGGUUGGGAUAUCGUCGGGAGCUAACACCGUGGCAGCACUUAGACUGGCAAAAAUGCCAGAGAACAAAGGCAAACUCAUUGUGACGAUUCAUGCUAGCUUUGGAGAGAGAUAUCUGUCGUCUGUUCUGUUUGAUGAGCUGAGGAAAGAAGCAGAAGAGAUGAAGCCAGUUUCAGUCGAUUGAUGAAGAAAGGCUUCUUUACCAAAUUCUCAUAUUGGGAUUGUGACAUAAACGUGUAAGAAGAGUUGUAUGUUUUGUUUUAUAUAUGGGUAUGUUGGAGAAAUAAUUAUGUUGAUGUUGAAUAUUGGAAAUACAAUCUAAUCAAAGUUAAAUCAGCAUUUUAUGUUUUA
Messenger RNA from Capsella rubella, 1375 nucleotides. Its product is annotated as bifunctional L-3-cyanoalanine synthase/cysteine synthase C1, mitochondrial. Gene Ontology annotation, cellular component: cytoplasm. The transcript has 10 exons. The record is from RefSeq and is a predicted model, not a curated record. NCBI's taxonomy places the organism in Eukaryota, Viridiplantae, Streptophyta, Magnoliopsida, Brassicales, Brassicaceae. The coding region runs from base 102 to 1208 and encodes 368 amino acids. Gene Ontology annotation, molecular function: cysteine synthase activity.